This is a messenger RNA of Echinococcus granulosus, 579 nucleotides long. Its product is annotated as putative signal peptidase complex subunit. The record is from RefSeq and is a predicted model, not a curated record. Lineage: Eukaryota; Metazoa; Platyhelminthes; Cestoda; Cyclophyllidea; Taeniidae. Bases 1 to 579 code for a protein of 192 amino acids. The transcript has 4 exons. Gene Ontology annotation, biological process: protein targeting to ER. Gene Ontology annotation, cellular component: signal peptidase complex; membrane.
AUGCCUAAGGACGUGGUAGUUUCUGGUUACAACGAGAUCACUAUCAAUAAGUGGGAUGUCAAUGCGGCAAAGCAUGCCCUAGAUGAUACGAUAAAGGAGAUAAUGAAGUCACAUUAUGGGCUACGUGAGAAUUUUCGUCUUAUUGACAUCAGGCUUAUGUUAUGCACUGCCUCUGUGCUAUUCACUUUUAUUGCAUUAGUUUAUGAUUACCUGUGCCCGUACCCAGAGUCUCGUCAUGUCCUCAUCGUUUGCAUUGUGUCAUAUUUUAUUAAUACCUCAAUUCUCUCUUGGCACGCAUACUUUGUUGAAGGAUACAUAUUCUUUGUUGGGAUUCAGCCAGACAAAGCGGGUCUUGACCCUCCGAAUAAAUGGACCUUUGCAUCUCAAAUCAAAAAGUACAGUCCGGACUAUCGUCUAACCCUCUCUUUCCUCGAUGGAAUCACUAACAAUCAAUCAACAGUUGAAGCUAUUAAAACAAUAGACUGCUUUUUUGAUGAGAAGGGUAAAUUGUGUAGCGCCCAGCUCGAAUCCUUCAUACUAAAUAUUUGCAAGGACAUUACCUCAAAAAAGGAGCAGUGA